CGUCACAGCCCCGCCCAUCGAGAGGCGCGAGAGAGGCCGGGGGAGGUGGAGCCCCUGCGCCGCCAUGCGCCUCUCGGCCCUGCUGUGCGCGGGGCGGCUGCGGCUGCCCCCCGGUUACCGGCACGGCACGUGGCGCCCCGACACCGCCGCCGCCCAGCGCCGCAACCCCCCCGGGCUGCGACGCCGCAAGGUCUUCGUGGAGCCCAUUGCCAAGGAGGACUGGAAGGUGUUUCGGGGCGAUACGGUCCAGGUCCUCGCCGGGAAGGACGCGGGGAAGCAGGCGAUGGUCACCCAGGUCGUGCGAGCCCGUAACUGGGUGGUGGUGGAGGGGCUGAACACGCACUACCGCUACGUCAACCGAACCGCCAAGUACACCGGGACGUACAUCGCCAGCGAGGCGCCGCUGCUGCUCAGCCAGAUCUCCCUGGUGGACCCCGAGGACCGGAAGCCAACGGAGGUAGAAUGGCGAUACACGGAGGAGGGCGAGCGGGUCCGCGUCUCCCUGCGCAGUGGCCGGAUCAUCCCCUUGCCCUUGCAGCAGCGCCGGGACGGCAUCGUCCCUGAGCAGUGGAUUGAUGGCCCGAAGGACACGGCGGUGGAGGAUGCGCUGGACAAGACGUACCUGCCGUCCCUGAAGACCUUUGAGGAGGAGAUCAUGGACGCCAUGGGGAUUGUGGAGACACGCAGGGCCAAGAAAUCCUACUGGUAUUAACUAGUGGGGGCUGGGGGAGAACCAGAAACAUCCCUCCCUCUCCAGGGCCGUGGUCUGCAAU
This is a messenger RNA of Haliaeetus leucocephalus (bald eagle), 773 nucleotides long. RefSeq names its product mitochondrial ribosomal protein L24 (gene MRPL24). Gene Ontology annotation, molecular function: structural constituent of ribosome; RNA binding. Gene Ontology annotation, cellular component: mitochondrion; ribosome. The record is from RefSeq and is a predicted model, not a curated record. The transcript is spliced from 6 exons. NCBI's taxonomy places the organism in Eukaryota, Metazoa, Chordata, Aves, Accipitriformes, Accipitridae. Gene Ontology annotation, biological process: translation. The coding region runs from base 65 to 712 and encodes 215 amino acids.